AGUGAAAGUGAAAGACAGUUUGCUCUCUAGUCAAGAAGAAAUCCUUAAUUUUACAUACAUUUCUGAAAUUAUCUACAGGAUAUUCACUGAAUCUGAAAGUAUUAUAACUGCAGUGAAUUCUGACUCCCUGAAAAGAGGUUAAAAACACAGGAGGAAGUAAAUGGCUGAAUCUUCAUCACAAACAAAGGGCAGAAAAACGAGGAGCAAGGAAGAACCAGAAUUAUUUUCUCAUGACUCCAGCAGUCUCCUGUCUGAAGAGCAGCUGCUGUGUUCGAUCUGUCUGGAUGUGUUCACUGAUCCAGUCACCACUCCAUGUGGACACAACUUCUGUAACAGCUGCCUUACACAGUGCUGGGACAAGAGUCAACACUGUCACUGUCCAUUAUGUAAAGAGAAAUUCACCAAGAGACCUGAACUGAAGAUUAAUACAACACUGAGAGAGGUUGCAGAUCACUUCAAGAAGAAAAGAGAUUCUGACAAACAUGAGGUUCUUUGUGAUGCCUGCAGUGGAGAGAAGCAGAAGGCCCUGAAAUCCUGUCUGGAUUGUUGUGCUAGUUUGUGUAAAACCCAUUUAGAGUUUCAUAAUAAUAUGCCCAAAUUUAAGAAACACAAGCUUAUAAACCCUGUGGAGAACCUGGAGGACUACAUAUGCCAGAAACAUGAGAGAUCUCUGGAGCUGUUCUGUAGAGAUGAUCAGACGUGUGUGUGUCAGUUCUGCACUGAGACAGACCACAAGAAUCACAACACUGUUCCUAUAGAGGAGGAGAGCAGAGAGAGGAAGACUCAGCUGGUGGAAACACAGACAGAUGUGCAGCAGAUGAUUCAGGACCGACUGAAGAAGAUAAAAGAGAUCAAACACUCAGCAGAGCAAAGCAAAAGAAGCACAGAGAAAGAGAAAGCAGACAGUGUUGAAGUUUUCACUGCUCUGAUUCGCUCCAUUGAGAGAAGUCAGGCUGAGCUGCUGGAGGUGAUGGAGGAGAAGCAGAAAGCAGCAGAGACGCAGGCUGAAGGACUCAUUAAAGAGCUGGAGCAGGAAAUCAGUGUGUUAAAGAGGAGAGACACUGAGCUGGAGCAGCUCUCACACACUGAGGAGCAUCUCCACCUCCUACAGAUUUACUCCUCCAUGUGCAGCCCUCCACACACCAAGAACUGGACUGAGAUCAGUAUUAACACUGAUGUGAGUGGGGACACUGUGAGGACAGCUCUGUCUCAGCUUCAGCAGACUCUGAAUGAGAAACUCACUAAAACGCUCAAUAACAAGUUAAAUGAAACAGUUUCCACAGAACUGAAGAGGAUUCAGCAGUAUGCAGUGGAUGUGACUCUGGAUCCUGAUACAGCUCAACCCAAACUCAUCCUGUCUGCUGAUGGAAAACAAGUGACACCUGGAGACACACAACAGAAUCUCCCUGAUACACCACAGAGGUUUAAUCAGUGUGUCUGUGUUCUGGGAAAGGAGAGUUUCUCCUCAGGGAGAUUUUAUUAUGAGGUGCAGGUCAGAGGUCAAACUGAAUGGGAUGUUGGAGUGGCCAAAGAGAACAUUAACAGGAAGGGGAAGAUUAUACUGACUCCUCAGAAUGGAUUCUGGACUGUGGUACUGAGGAAUGAGAAUCAGUAUCAGGCUUGUGCUGAUCCCACUGUUCCCCUCACACUGAGAGAGAAGCUGGAGGUUGUGGGGGUGUUUGUGGAUUAUGAGGAGGGUCUGGUCUCCUUUUAUGAUGUGAAGUCCAGAUCUCAUAUCUACUCUUUCACUGGUCAGUCUUUCACUGAGAAACUCUAUCCAUACUUCAGUCCUGGUUUAAAUGUAGGAGGUAAAAAUUCAGCACCACUGAUCAUCUCUCCUGUAUUUAAAACUGAAUAAAUUUAAACCUCUCAAAUUUGAUCAUCAGAUGGUAAGAGUAAAAAGAAUUUGUUUACUUUUAUAGUUAAAUUUUAGAAAUACAUUUUCUUUUAAAAUGCUGUACAUAUUAUUUUACUACCUGGCUUUAAUUGUAAUCCUACAGUCUGUUUUUUGAUGAUUAUGUGACAUUAUGAUUGUGGAACUUUGUCAUUACAAAUCACAUAUUAAUAACCUGAUUAUCCAGCAAUCAGGAUAUUUUGUGUUUGUUUUUUGUUUAUGGGAAUGUAUUUUAUUUUGCUGUAUUAGUGCGUUUUUUUGUUACAUUAUAAAUAGUUGGAGUAAUUCAUAGUUUAUUUAUAAGAUGAAAAAACCCAGGUGUAAUUCAUUUGUUGUUAUCCCAUGAUGCUCUGAGUGUACUAGGUGAGAGAGAGAGAGAGAGAGAGAGAAGGACUGAACAUGUGAUGCCGAUGGCCGCAGAAAGCGAGUUAAAACCAGUGAUUAGAGACGUGUUUCAACAAGCUUUGAAAACUGUUCCUUGCUCCAGUGGACCGCAGAGGAGUUCGUGUACAACCUGCACUGCGAGAGAGUGAUUUGAACUGUGUUUCCAAGGAUGGAGCUGACAGAGUCAAGCUAAGAUAAGCUAAAGUUAGCACUUGCAAGUCUUCCUGUUGCUGACGAAGAUUCAGCAAUCACCUGCGUUGACGACAACAGCCAGGGACGUGGGAUUCUGUGUGCACAUCUUCAUUGCUCCUUAAACCGUGAGGAUGAGAGAUUUCUUCAUACUGCUAGGAUUAUCGAAUCCAGUGUAUUUUCCUAAGGAUAUGAGCUCCAACAUGCACCAUCAAUCUUAAUUGCAAGCUCACAUCUAAAACACUGAGUGCACUCUGACUUGAGGUUAAAACUUUAAUCUAAAACAUUAUUUUAUAUCUACUGGGUAAUCCUAUGUUAAUUUUUUUUAUUUAUUUAAUUCAAAAAGCCUAAAAUGCAUUUGUGUGUGUAUCAUUUCUCCAUGGUAAAACAAUGCAUUAGAUAAAUAAUUAGAAGUUAACUGGUAACUUAGGGAACAUAUUUUGAGUUAUUUGAUUGUUAUGCUUAAGCUUCUAAAUCAAUGUUUUAAAGGUGAGAGUCAUACUUAACCCUAGACAUAAUUUAUAUACAUUAGAAUGUCUCUUUUGCCGUAGUGUUAACUGGAAAUUGAAGGCGGUUCUGUAUGCAAUAGUAACUCCCUUAUUAUACCGAGCCUGGUGGUGAAAGAGUUACACAUAUAAAUAAAUAUCAUUUAAAGUUUACUCUGAAUUUUACUGCAGAAUUUAAUUUGAUCAAUAAAAUGUAUAAAGUUCAGCUGCUGAUGUCUGUGUAGAUAAAAACAAACAAAACUCUGUUUCUCUUUAAAACUUCAUCAAACACAAACACAAUCAGAUUCAUAUUUUAUUUAGAAAUAAAAAUCUCAGGUUAAAAUCUCUUUAUCAGCAUUAAUAAGCAAAUUUCUAAAAGGAUGGACAGCAGAGGGAGCUUCAUUAAUAUUCAUAGUGUAAGUGCUACCUGAUUGGUCAGUGAAAAUUUUCAUAUGUAUGUAACUGUGUUUUUAAACUCUUUAUUAAUCUGUAUGAUUAUAAAUCUCUCAGCCUUCUUUGUCCAGCAAAACAACAACAUUCCCCUCUGAUAAACAAAGUGUUUUAUACUCAUCACUUUUCCACAUACAUGGUGUAACAAAUCAUUCUUUCAGAAUCAUUGAUUAUUUCCACACAAUGUUUUACUAACAUCUAGAAUCUUUCAUUUCUACAAGUGAAGCUAAAUUCAAUCAAAUCAUAAAGCUGAACAGUGAAGGUAUAGCUGCACUGAUCCAAUAAA
This is a messenger RNA of Tachysurus vachellii, 3688 nucleotides long. Its product is annotated as zinc finger protein RFP-like. Gene Ontology annotation, biological process: protein ubiquitination. Gene Ontology annotation, molecular function: zinc ion binding; protein binding; ubiquitin-protein transferase activity. NCBI's taxonomy places the organism in Eukaryota, Metazoa, Chordata, Actinopteri, Siluriformes, Bagridae. The record is from RefSeq and is a predicted model, not a curated record. The coding region runs from base 161 to 1858 and encodes 565 amino acids. The transcript is spliced from 8 exons.